AUGCGAGCGGCCACUUGGGGCUCAACCGGAUGGCAUCGACUGGCUGCGUUACUAGUUAAGAUGGGUGAGUGUAAGACGGCCGACGAAACGUAUCGAGCGCUGCUCAACGGUCAGAAAUCCGAAGAUAAUGAGAGCGCUAUCUUCUAUAUUCAGCUUGGACAUGUCAAAGACCAACAAGGUGACUACGAGAACGCUAUUAAGCUUUAUCAAAAAGCACGUCAAAUCACAGAAAAAUCUCUUCCUGUGAAAUGUGUUAAUUCCUACUUCUGCAUUGGUAUAGCGUAUAUGGCUAUGGGUGACUACCGUAAAGCAUUGUUAUUUUAUCAAAAAAUUCUUAAAAUUCCAAAAGAAUUUAUUCCUCCCAAUAGUCCCUUUUUCGAUGCAAUACUUCAAAUGCAAACUUCAGAUACAUACAAAUCAUUGAAUAAAUCAACAAUAAUUUCCAGUUACAGAAAACGAAGUCAUUCUAGUUAUGACAAUGAAGACGAUGAGCUGGUGCAGUUCGACACAAUAGUCAAGAAACCCAAACAAAAAGCCAUAACAACGCCGAAGCCACUCAAAGAUGAAUCAUCAUUUAUAACGCCAAUUCCUGAACGCUUAUGCUCACGUGAACUGAAUUUUAGUGACGACGAUUCAAAAGAAGAAGAAGCAAAUAACAAACACCUUUUAUCUUUACUAAAAAGAACAUUGGCAAGUAAUGAUAAAAUAGCUGAAGAACUGAACCAAAUUCGUGUAUCGCAAUCAAGUGUGGAGCAAAUAUUGAAGUCAAUACUGGAAAGCCAAAAGAAAAUGCAAAGAGCCUUAGCAGCAGAAAACGUACGUGCUUCUCUGGGGUGA
Didymodactylos carnosus is the source of this 837-nucleotide messenger RNA. The record is from the annotation of a GenBank genome assembly. NCBI's taxonomy places the organism in Eukaryota, Metazoa, Rotifera, Eurotatoria, Philodinida, Philodinidae.